AUGGCCGCCACUCUGCCCAACGUUUCCGCCGACCUGAUCUGGGAGGUCGUCCGCGCCCAGAAUGCGUUCCUGGUCAACCGCAACGACGCCGGCGGUCUCCAGCUCUCCCGCGACCCCCUUAACCUGGUCAACAAGCACUCCCGCAAGUACGCCGGUUUCGUCAACGACAAGGCCAUCGGCGUUGUCCCCAACGAGAAGGGUGGUGUCAAGGUGAUCAGCAAGAACCAGAAGAACUUCAACAAGCCCUCCAAGGGCUACACCGAGGUCACCUACGGCGGCAACAAGUCUUCCCGCAAGACCUACUCCGCCGUUGCCCGCCAGGCUGCCGCCGGCGGCUACCGUGGCGACCUCCGCGAGGCCGCUGUCCAGCGCGUCUCUGCCAUCCGCCGCUCUCAGCGCGCCGUCAAGGCCACCCCCGAGAAGAAGCCCCGCGGUGUCAAGGCCAAGGCCGCCGCCGCUGCCGAGGCUGAGGCAUAA
This is a messenger RNA of Colletotrichum costaricense, 477 nucleotides long. Its product is annotated as ribosomal L28e family protein. Lineage: Eukaryota; Fungi; Ascomycota; Sordariomycetes; Glomerellales; Glomerellaceae. The coding region runs from base 1 to 477 and encodes 158 amino acids. Gene Ontology annotation, cellular component: ribosome; cytosolic large ribosomal subunit. The transcript has 5 exons. The record is from RefSeq and is a predicted model, not a curated record. Gene Ontology annotation, molecular function: structural constituent of ribosome. Gene Ontology annotation, biological process: translation.